UUACCGUAUUCUCAGGUCAGUCUGUGAUCAUUGGAGAAAGUGUAUUACGUCUGUUAAAGAGAAGAGACUAAAAACAUUGUCGAUCAUAUUACAGUCUUAGUCUACUAUACUGGCAUAUUCCAUCUAUUGCUAUCCAUUGAGUACUAAAAAGUAACGCAAUGAAAUUUUUACUAACGGGUUCGUUCCUGUUAGUUGCAUUUGUGGCGUUUACGACUUCAGAAGAAUGGUCGUGGAGUAAAGAUAAGAAUAAUGAACAGGUAAAGCCAUCAGCAGAAUCUAUAAAAGCAAGUGACCGUGAAAGUAAAUCUAUAGAUUCUUACUCAGAAAUAAAUGAUGAUAGUCAAGAAGAUGUUGCUUCAAUACCAGCAUCUUUAAAUGACACUCAAUCAAGACAUAUUGUAAGAGAUAAGCUAUGCGGUCUUGGUCUUGGUGAGUGUGACGACGAAGUUGAACCUAAACGUAACAUCGCCCCACAAGACUUGAUCUACGCACAACCUGUACAUUUAAAACCAGUAGGACGUCCUAUUGCUGCUGUACCACUCAAAACAGCAGGAUCACCCUUAUCUGUUGGAUAUGGUCCUCCACGACCAGUUCCUUUUCCAUCAAGUAGCUCAUCCUAUGAUGGACCAGGAUCACCAUAUGGAGGUCCGAUAUCAUCUUAUGGUGGUCCAGGAUCAUCUUAUGGUGGCCCAGGAUCAUCUUAUGGCGGUCCAGGAUCAUCUUAUGGAGGUCCUCCCAUACGAAGCAGUCGCCCUGGCUCUUCUUACAGUAGACCACCCCCUCAAGUAUAUGAGUCCGAAGCUGCAGAAUCUUUUAGACCUAAUCAACCAUCUGUAAGCAUUCCAGCUUCAGGAUUAUCAGUUGGUGGUGUUCAACAACAUGUUCAUCAUCAUUACCAUCAUGGUGAAGGUGUCGAUAGUGUCAAAGUACCCACAACAAUUGAUUCUGCAGGACUUGGACCAAUCAGUGGAGCUGGUCCAUUAUAUGGAAGUGAAGGAUCUUUAUAUGGACAGAAUAGUCUGAAUAGUUAUGGCGGUAACUUCGAAAACUACGAAACUCCUGGACCAUUCUAUAAAAAACAACUCAAUCUUAAACAACCUUCUAAUUCAAUAGCCGGUGCAUAUACUAAUGAAAAAUAUCCAUCAUAUGAAAGUCCUAGAGCUGACAAUUAUGGGUGUUACUGUGUACCAUUUGAUCAAUGUUUACCGCAUGAAGUAGCUAGGAAAGAAGACGGAAUCGCUGGAAUUGAUCCAAGAAAUUUAGGAAAGACCGAUAUUGAAGCAAUUGGUUUAGAUGAAGUAGUGAUUACUGAUGGUAAUGGCACUAUUGUAUCACAUCAUAAAGUUAACGAAAAGGAUGAAAAUAAAUCUAAAACACGUAGACGUAGAGAAGCCGCUCCUCAAGAUGCUGAACCACGAAAAUUAUCGAAUUUACUUGGGGGAAGCUCUGGAGGCGGUGGAGCUGUAAACGAAGACACAUCUGAUGACGCUGGUAGUUCAGGCCAUAAAAUCCGUCCAACUUUCGGUGUAUCUUUUGGUUUACCGUCAGGUGGCGGUGGUUACCCUAUUAGUCCCUUCGGUCCCAAUCCUUCGAUUAACCCUUACGGCCAUUCCUUGGGAGGAGGAAAUGGUCUUAAUUUGGGUCUAGUUAGUGUAAAUCCAUUGCUCUCUUUACAAGUAAGCAAAGACGAGUACGGUGAAAAAAUUAUUAAACCGUGGGUGAACUUACAUGUAACUCCUAACGCAGGCUUAGUGCAUAAAGUUGGUCAUUUAGUCCAUAAGUUAAAGGAACCCCACUACGGAUACGGACAUGAAUAUCCACCAUCGUUUUUGCAUCAACAUAAUCAUUAUCAUUCUUCACCUCCUUCUUAUCAUCAUGGUCCAUCGUAUUUUAGCCCUCCUAAACCGUUCUAUCAUUCAAAACCACCACCAUACUUUAGUGGAAGUUUUGGAGGUGGUUACGGAUAUGAAGGAUAUGCACCUGAGUAUCAUUCAUAUCGUGGUGAUCAUGACUAUGAUGAUCAUGAAGGUUACGGAUAUUCUGGUGUUGGUGAUUCUAGUAUAGGCGAUUACGGCCAUGCAGACGAAUACGAUUCUGGCUCUUAUUAUAGGAGUUCAAAUAUAAGUAAUAGUGCUAAUAAUAAUUAUAAUGUACCAUCGUCACCUACCGGUAACUCAAAUGGUGUAAAAUUCCCUACUGACCGUCAUUCUACCGGUCCCGUUAAGUUUGUAGGCAGCCAACGGCAAAAGAGAGAUAUAGACGAGCGUCAAGCUUUCUACUCGCCUAAUGGACGUUGUGGCCCCAGACAAGUGUGUUGUAGACGUCCACCAGCACCACUAUCAUCUCCUAUAUACUCGGGAUCUUCACCUAACCAAGUUGGCUAUGGACAAUGUGGUAAGAGAAAUACACAAGGUAUUACUGGUAGAAUCAAAACUCCGUCGUAUGUUGAUGGUGAUAGCGAAUUCGGAGAAUAUCCUUGGCAAGUUGCUAUCCUCAAAAAAGACCCCCAAGAAAGUGUAUACGUUUGUGGAGGUACUUUGAUUGAUGCUUAUCAUGUUUUAACUGCAGCUCAUUGUAUUAAAACGUACAAAGAACAAGAUUUACGUGUAAGAUUAGGAGAAUGGGAUGUUAACCACGAUGUUGAAUUUUACCCGUAUGUGGAACAAGAUGUCGCUGAAUUAGUUUUACAUAGAGAAUUUUAUGCUGGUACAUUAUACAACGACAUUGCUAUACUUAGGAUGGAGCGGCCGGUUGAUUUUACUCGUAAUCCUCACAUAAGUCCUGCAUGUUUGCCUGAUCCUUAUGUAGAUUUUUCGGGGCAACGUUGUUGGACAACUGGUUGGGGCAAAGAUGCUUUUGGUGAUUAUGGAAAAUAUCAAAAUAUCCUAAAGGAAGUAGACGUUCCAAUAAUUCCUCAACAACAAUGUCAAUCACAGCUUCAACAGACUCGCCUUGGCUACGACUUUAAAUUACACAAUGGUUUCUUAUGUGCUGGUGGCGAAGAAGGCAAAGAUGCUUGCAAAGGUGAUGGUGGCGGUCCUUUGGUAUGUGAACGAGGAGGUUCAUGGAGCCUUGUUGGUAUAGUAAGUUGGGGCGUAGGCUGUGGUCAAUAUGGCGUACCCGGUGUCUAUGUCAAAGUUUCUCAUUAUUUAGACUGGAUUAGACAGUUUACUAACAGAUAUUAGUAAAACUAUAAUAUAGUCUAUUCAACACGGAUGAUAUUAUCUGUGUGACUUAUUUAUUUUCAUCUUCUAAACGUGUACUAUUAUAAUUGUAAUAGUAAAAACGUUUAUACAUUUCUAUUUGUAUUAUAUUAUAACAAUGUGUACAGUAUAUAACAUUUCGUUUGAUCGACUGCAAAUAUGUAUAAUUCUUUUAUAAUUCAGUUAUUAUUAUUAUUUUUUUUUUUUUGAAACAUAAAUAUCGAAUAAACAAUAUACUUUUAAUUUAUUUACUAUUUAUAAAAUAAUUUAAUUUCUUUUUCAGUCGAAAUAGUACCUAAUAUGAAAAAAAGACUUAUAGAUAUUUUUUGUGUCACCCCAGUAAUUUAUGUUCAUUUUUUUCAAAAAUUUUUUUGUAGGUACUCCUAUAGAGUAAAAGAUUUUAGUUAUGCAUCAGUAAAAAACAAAUUUGUAAAUAAAAUCUAUACAUUUCAAUAAUUUAUAAAAUUAAUUUUAAAAUUAACUUCAUCAUUUAUGUAAAAAUUAUACUUUACAAUAAGUAACAAUUGUAUCUAUAUAAUAGUAAGCUUGUAUUAUUUUUUCCAUUAUUAUUGUUAAAUUAUUAUUUUUAAUUGUGUAUACAUUGAAUAAAGCUAUAUAUUUUUAUUA
Daktulosphaira vitifoliae (grape phylloxera) is the source of this 3830-nucleotide messenger RNA. RefSeq lists its product as uncharacterized. Gene Ontology annotation, biological process: proteolysis. The coding region runs from base 159 to 3185 and encodes 1008 amino acids. Lineage: Eukaryota; Metazoa; Arthropoda; Insecta; Hemiptera; Phylloxeridae. The record is from RefSeq and is a predicted model, not a curated record. Gene Ontology annotation, molecular function: serine-type endopeptidase activity. The transcript is spliced from 10 exons.